Molecule: messenger RNA, 1897 nt
Organism: Lolium perenne
Lineage: Eukaryota; Viridiplantae; Streptophyta; Magnoliopsida; Poales; Poaceae
Product: protein FAR1-RELATED SEQUENCE 5-like
Biological process (GO): regulation of DNA-templated transcription
Source: RefSeq, a predicted model, not a curated record
CCCCUCAAAAACUGUUGACUCUGUGGCCAUUGCCCACAUCUCCCUCGAAAAUCUCUCGCUCAAAAAAUCCCCCACUCCAGAUCCUGUAUCGCCGCCGCCGUGCCUGCUCCAUCGACGACCCUCUCCGUUGCGCGCGCCCUUUGUUUCUGGCCGGGAGCGGCUGAUCUGCGGGCGGCGGCUGCUCUAUCUCCCGGCCUGUCCGCCACCAGUCGCCGGCGUCGGGGCUGCCGGCGUUGCCUCCUCUUGCAGGCAAUGUCAGGCGGGCCAAGUCCAGGGGGAGUACCCUCCAAUCCCUUGGUGGGGGCAAUCCACAGAUGAUUUCUACCCCCUGCCUGAGUACGUAGCCUCUCUGAUACCUCCCGCCGGCGAGCCGGUAUCCUUUGGCCGUUCUGUGGCCGAGCAUGGGGUUGAGGACGAGAAAGAGGAGGCCUCCUUCUUCGCCGGGCCACAAGAUGGCAGCAGCGGCGUUGAUGAAUGAGGCGAGAAAGGAAUUGGUAGCAGCGUCGAAGACGGCGGCGCAGAAGAAAGGGGCAGCGACAUCGACGACCCAUGCGCCGAAGAUUUGGGGGGCAUCACCAGCGGCACACACAAUUUGGACAGUGGCAGCGACGUCCCCCAAGAAGGGAGCCUCGGCGUCGACGACCCUGGUGUUGGAUACAAGAAAAGGUGUAGAGGCCGCGAAGGACCUGAUGUUCGAGAUGGGCCGCCCAGGGAGUUUGGAGCAGUGGAGUUAGCCCUGCGGAAUUCGUCAACAAGGGGGACGAAGUACAUUUUGGAGCCAGUUAUUGGCACUUCGUUCGACUCUCUGGCGGAAGCCUACGAAUUCUACAACCUGUACUCAUGGGAGGUUGGUUUUGGUAUUCGAUAUGGGAAAAGCUACACAAACGGGAAGCAUUACCGGUCAUCGCAAGAACUGAUUUGUCAGUUGCAGGGGUUUGACAACAGGGACAAAAAUGAUUCCCCCCGUUGUGGGUGCAAGGCGAUGAUUCGUCUGCACAGCAGGCGGCAGUACACAUGUUUUGGAGAUGUGGUGGUGUUCGACACAACUUACACCACAAAUCUGUACAAGAUGCCGUUUGGGUUGUUUGUUGGCGUCAAUAACCACUUCCAGACAGUGAUAUAUGUUGGUAUCCUGAUGUCAGAGGAGACAAUAGAGGGAUUCAAUUGGGCAUAUAAAGAAUUUGUAUCGCUCAUGGGAGGCAAGGCUCCCUUGACAAUGUUGACAGAUCAGUGUCGGGCCAUGGAGGUGGAUAUCGGCAUGACUCUUCCAAGUACUGUACACCGCUGGUGUAAGUGGCAUGCUUUCCGGAAGGCUAAAGAAGAACUAGGUGGCAUUUUUAGUAAGCAAACAGGUUUCAAGGACGCCUUCCACAAUGUUGUUAAUGAGAUGCUGACUAUUGACGAGUUUGAGAAGGCCUGGGGUAGGCUUAUUGAAGAUUUCGGGCUUGUUGAGAACAGUUUCAUGAUUCGGGCGUUCGAGGCUCGACACAACUGGGCGAAACCAUUUUUCAAGGACAAGUACUGUGCAAGGAUGAUUUCGACUCAGAGAGUUGAGAGUGCAAACCACAUGUUGAAGACAUAUGUCCCUCGAAAUUCUUCAAUGAACAAGUUUGUGUCCCAGUACAACAAACUACUUAAAGAUAGGAAUGAAGCUGAAGAUCAUGUUCCGGGGAGUCUUCCAAAGAAGCCCCGCAGGCAGAACAAAUGUCGGAAAUGUGGUGGUUGAGGCCACAACUCGGCAACAUGUACCGCAGGCUUUGAAGAAGAAGAUGCAGGAUUGGAAGACGAUGCUUAGUUCAAAUUACUUUCUGUAUUGUAACGCCUCCAGAUGUCUUUAAUGUUGGCAUUUUGUCUAUUUGAAUUAUUCUGAUGAAUCGAAUUGCCAGUAUCUGUAGCA